Molecule: messenger RNA, 414 nt
Organism: Pterocles gutturalis (yellow-throated sandgrouse)
Lineage: Eukaryota; Metazoa; Chordata; Aves; Pterocliformes; Pteroclidae
Product: vegetative cell wall protein gp1-like
Exons: 2
Source: RefSeq, a predicted model, not a curated record
AGCAGCGCUGGAGGAGAACACCGGCGGCGGUGUUGCAGCCCAGCACGGGCUGUCCCCAGCAUCGCCGUCCCCAGCAUCACCAUCCCCAGCAUCGCCGUCCCCAGCACCGCCAUCCCCAGCACCACCGUCCCCAGCAUCGCCGUCCCCAGCACCGCCGUCCCCAGCAUCGCCGUCCCCAGCAUCGCUGUCCCCAGCAUCGCUGUCCCCAGCAUCACCGUCCCCAGCGAAGCAUCGCCGUCCCCAGCAUCGCCGUCCCCAGCAUCGCCGUCCCCAGCACCGCCAUCCCCAGCAUCACCGUCCCCAGCAUCACCGUCCCCAGCAUCACCGUCCCCAGCACCGCCAUCCCCAGCAUCGCCGUCCCCAGCAUCGCUGUCCCCAGCAUCGCUGUCCCCAGCAUCACCGUCCCCAGCGAAG